AUGGAAGCCUUCAGUUUUGAGUUGGUAUUUGUAUCUGUGAAGAAUGCAAUCCCCACCAAGGAUGAAAGUCAGCAUGGUUUGGAUAGUUCGUGUUGGGUGAUGAGAGGAAGCAGGAUGCGCCUUUCCCAGAUGCUAGUUUACAAGAGAUUGUUAAUUGGAUAUGUUGCUAUAUUUACACAGAUUGGAUCUUCAAUUUUGAUAUCUCCUCAUGAAUUGCAAUCCUCUAAUAAUUUUAGGGUUUGUUUUUUUCUCUUCAAUAACUUCCUCUUCUUCGUUUCUAAUGCCGAUCCGGGUCCAUCCUGCCCCAAAACCAGCCCGUUUGUCGGGUUCGAAUCCGAGUUCACCAUGGUUCAACACCAAGUACGUGGGUUUCUAACCAUAAUCGAUGAUUGCUCUUUUAGGGUUUCUCAGUUUGAUAUGUUAUCAGGAUUGGAUGUUUACUUUUGGGGCUCCAUCGCUCCCGAUUUUGAUAAUCUCACAAAUGGGUUUAUAGUUUCUGAUUAUAAACUCAAUGAAACUUAUAAAAAUGGAAGCUUUAGUGUCAAGUUGAGUCAAAAUGUUACUUGGGAUCGGAUCCAAGUUCUAUCCAUUUGGGACUUGUUGACUGAAUCGGAUUUUGGGCAUGUAAUUCUCUCAAAUGGGUCUGAUUUGGCUCCCACAUUGAGUCCAAAUUUGGCUCCGUCGCCGGCAGGUAAUGAUAGUAGUGGUAAGGAAGGCAAAUUCGGGCCUUUUAGAGUUCCGACGAUGUUUGAUAAUUGUAAGGUUUUGUCUAACGACUAUAGGAUUAGGUGGAGUUUGAGUGUGGAGGAGGAUUUUAUCGAAAUAGGAUUAGAGGCAACGACUGCUAUACAAAAUUAUAUGGCGUUUGGUUGGGCGAAUCCGAAGGCUAAUUCGGAGGUUAUGGUCGGUGGUGAUGUGGCGGUGGCAGGGUUUACAGAGGAAGGGAUGCCUUUUGUUGAUGAUUUUUUUAUUACCGACUAUAGUGAGUGUACCAUAAAUAAGGAUGGUUCAGCUCGUGGGGUUUGUCCUGAUACGAUAUAUGAAGGAUCGGACCCUGUUGGAUUGGUGAACAAUGCGAAUUUGAUUUAUGGGCAUAGAAAGGAUGGGGUUUCAUUUAUUAGGUAUAGGCGGCCGUUGGUUUCAGUUGAUAGCAAGUAUGAUUUGCCGGUGAAUUAUACAGAGAAUAUGACAGUGAUUUGGGCUUUGGGGUUGAUGAGGCCACCUGAUACUUUUCGGCCUUACUAUUUACCGCAGAAUCAUGGAGGGCCAAUGUCGGUGACUUAUGGGCACUUGGUGUUUAAUGUUUCUGAGAAGGUGAAUGAGUGCUUAGGGCCCUUGGAUGCUGCAGACAAGGAGGAUCAGGAUUUGAUUAUCGCAGAUGCAAAUAAGCCUCUUGUUGUUACUACGGGUCCUGCAGUUGAUUACCCCAAUCCGCCCAACCCUUCAAAAGUUUUGUACAUUAAUAAGAAGGAGGCUCCUGUUUUGAAAGUUGAAAGAGGGGUGCCAGUGAAGUUUUCAGUGCAAGCUGGACAUGAUGUUGCAUUGUACAUUACUUCGGAUUUGCUUGGUGGUAAUGCAACAUUGAGGAACAAGACUGAGACUAUUUAUGCAGGAGGUCCUGAAGCUGAAGGUGUUCUGGCUAGUCCAAUGGAAUUGACCUGGGAGCCGGAUAGGAAUACUCCAGAUCAGGUGUACUAUCAAUCUUUGUAUCAGAAGAAGAUGGGUUGGAGGGUUCAGGUGGUUGAUGGGGGUUUAUCUGAUAUGUAUAGCAACAGUGUCCUUUUGGAUGAUCAGCAAGUCACUUUCUUUUGGACAUUGUCAAAAGAUUGUAUAUCUAUUGCUGCCCGCGGUGAGAAAAAGAGUGGCUAUGUUGCUAUAGGAUUUGGUACUGCAAUGAUUGAUAGCUAUGCUUAUGUGGGUUGGGUUGACGAUAUCGGUAAAGGGCAUGUAAAUUCAUAUUGGAUUGAUGGAAGGGAUGCCUCAAGCGUGCAUCCAACAAAUGAGAAUUUGACUGAUAUAAGGUGCAAGUCAGAAAAUGGGAUUAUCACCUUCGAGUUUACACGACCUUUAAAACUGUGUAGGCACAAUGAUCGGUUAGAGUGUAAAAAUAUUAUUGAUCCCACAACUCCACUCAAGGUCAUAUGGGCAUUGGGUACAAAAUGGUCAGACAAACACCUAAAUGAGAAGAAUAUGCAUUCCGAAACUAGCCAUAGGCCUAUACGAGUGUCGCUUAUGCGUGGUUCUGCAGAAGCGGACGAAGAUUUACGGCCGGUGUUAGCUGUACAUGGGUUCAUGAUGUUCCUGUCUUGGGGUAUUUUGCUUCCUGGUGGAGUUUUGGCCGCUAGAUACAUGAAGCAUGUGAAGGGGGAUGGCUGGUACCAGAUUCAUGUUUACUUGCAGUACUCAGGUUUAGCAAUUCUCCUGCUUGGCCUUCUGUUUGCAGUGGCUGAGCUUCAAGGCCUCUAUGUCAGCUCAGCUCAUGUUAAGUUUGGGCUUGCUGCUAUAUUUCUGGCAUGUGUACAGCCAGUGAAUGCUUCCAUGAGGCCUAAAAAACCUGCUAAUGGAGAAGAGGUUUCCUCAAAAAGGCGUCUCUGGGAGUAUUUUCACCUCAUUGUUGGUAGAUCUGCCAUCAUUGUAGGAAUUGCGGCACUUUUCAGUGGAGUGAAGCAUUUGGGAGAUAGAUAUGGAGAUGAAAAUGCUCAUGGAUAUAUCUGGGCACUAAUUCUUUGGCUCGUUAUCGGUACAGUGAUUGUCAUGUAUCUGGAAUAUCAAGAAAAACAGCGAAGGAGGGACAGAAUAUUUGGAAGAAGCAAUUGGGUGUUAGGUAACAUUGAAGAAGAGGAUUCUAUUGACCUCCUGAAUCCAGCACAAAAAGAUACACAACAUUCUGGACAGAUGGAAGUUCAGUUAGAGCCCUUGAACAGAUGA
This is a messenger RNA of Dovyalis caffra, 2928 nucleotides long. The record is from the annotation of a GenBank genome assembly. Lineage: Eukaryota; Viridiplantae; Streptophyta; Magnoliopsida; Malpighiales; Salicaceae.